AUGGGCUUCCUGCGUGAUAAGCUCAAGCAGAAGCUUGAGGAGGUUACGGCAGGUGUAGGAGGACUGCUCAAUCAGGGUGAUAACGACAACACUGCCGCCAACUACCAAUAUCCGGAAGCCGGAGACGAUGAAGUCCCCGAAACCUCCUACCCUCACCAGUAUGGCGCCAACCGCUUCGGAUCCUUCGCACCUGAAUCCUCAGGCGAUGUGAAGUGGUACGUCGAUGGAGCCUCCUACUUCUGGGCCGUCUCCAUCGCCCUCGAGCAGGCCAAGGAGAGCAUCUACAUCCUUGAUUGGUGGUUGAGUCCCGAGUUGUAUCUGCGCCGCCCCCCUGCAAAGAAUGAGCAGUACCGGCUUGACCGGAUGCUGCGCAACGCUGCAGAGCGCGGUGUAAAGGUCCACAUCAUCGUGUACAAGGAGGUUGAGCAGGCUUUGACUCUCAAUUCUCGGCACACGAGGAAAGCUUUGGAAGGUCUGCACAAGAACAUCCAGGUCUUUAGACAUCCUGAUCACAUUCCAAGAGGCAGAGAUGUCCUUGCCGAUCUCCGGUCCAAGGUGCAGAUGGGCACAUUCAGCUUGGCUAAGCUCCCGCAGAAUACCCUGACCGCAUUGUACGGAACCAAGGAUGACGUUACCCUGUUCUGGGCCCAUCACGAGAAGCUGUGCGUUGUUGACAGGAAGCUCGCAUUCAUGGGAGGCUUGGAUAUGUGCUUCGGAAGAUGGGACACGAACAGUCACCCAAUCGCCGAUGCUCAUCCCAGCAACCUCAACGACAUCAUUUUCCCCGGUCAGGAUUACAACAAUGCUCGUGUUUACGACUUCGAGGAUGUCAGCAACUGGGAGCAAAACAAGCUCGACCGCACCAAGAACUCUAGAAUGGGCUGGUCUGAUAUUAGCAUCAGUCUGCAAGGCCAUAUCGUGGACAACCUAGUUGAUCACUUCAUUGACCGCUGGGCCUUCAUCUGGAACGAAAAGUACAAGGAGAAGGACCCCGGAAAGUACGCCCUUAUCAGUGCGAACGCUCCCCAGCAAGAGCAAAGCCGCGAUCGCGGAUACGGAGAGAGCCGUGAUCGUGGAUAUGGAGACCAACCUCCCUAUCCUGAUUUUGGUGAAUUCGAAACCCCUUUCCAUCUGCGCCAGCAUGCUCGCCGUUUCUUGGGAGACACCGACGACGAGGACCACCAUGACGAUCACAGACGCUCGAGCGAGCGUCCUAGACGUAGAAUGAAGGUUCAAGUUGUCCGAAGUUGCUCUCAAUGGUCGGGUGGUCAUGACACGGAAAAGUCCAUUGCGAAUGCCUACAUUGAGAUCAUCAACAACGCCAAGCACUUCAUCUACAUUGAGAACCAGUUCUUCAUCACCGCUACGUCCUCCGCUCAUAAGCCGGUUGAAAACAUGAUCGGCAAGGCCAUCGUCGACCGUAUCAUCCGAGCCCAUCGCGCCGGCGAGAAGUUCGUCAUCUUCGUCAUGAUGCCUGCCGUUCCUGCUUUCGCUGGCGACCUCAAGUCUGAUGGCGCUCUCGGCACUCGUGCUAUCAUGGAAUUCCAGUACUUCAGCAUCAACAGAGGUGGUAACAGCAUUAUCGAGUGUCUGCUGAGGGAGGGUAUUGAGAACCCAGCGGAUUACAUCCGAUUCUACAACUUGCGCAACUACGACCGUAUUAACACGAGUGAGGCUAUGGCUCAGGCUGCUAAGGAUGCUGGAGUCAGCUACGAAGGCGCCCGUAAGGAUUACGACGACAAGUUCGAGCGCUCUAUUGACGACGAUCGGAACCAAUAUGAGAGCAGCCGCGAUCCAUAUGAGAGAAACAGAGGCGGAUACGAGGGCGAAAGGGGUUACGGUGGUGAGCGGGGCUACGGUGGUGAGCGGGGCUACGGUGGUGAGCGGGGCUACGGUGGUGAACGGGGCUAUGGUGGUGAACGGGGCUAUGAGGGCGGCAGAGGUGGAUACGAACGGGGCUAUGAUGACCACAGACCCGAGCGUGAAUACGGUGAUCGGUACGACGGUGGUCGUGGUGACGACGAGUACGGACGCAGACACAGCGGCUACGGAGGUGGGCACUGCGACGAGAACUACCGUCCGGGCAGCAGACCCGACAGCCGCUACGAAGGAAGCCAGGGAGGACGCCAACACAGCCAAUACGAGCGCUACCAGGAAGCCGCCAGCAAGAUCACCGACAACACCUGGGACACCAUCUCCUCCUGCUACAUGCUGAACGGGCCCGAUUUGCACAGCGUUCCGUGGAAUGGCUCUCCCGAAUCUGAGAUCGACGCCUUCGUCUGCGAAGAGCUUUACAUCCACUCCAAGGUUCUCAUCGCCGACGACCGCGUCGUCAUCUGCGGUUCCGCCAACCUUAACGACCGCUCGCAGAUGGGUGACCACGACUCCGAGAUCGCCGUCAUCAUCCAGGACAAGAACCGUGUCGACUCCUUCAUGAACGGGUCACCUUACCGCGCUUCCGCCUUCGCCGCUUCCCUGCGUCGCUACCUCUUCCGCAAGCACCUCGGCCUCAUCCCUGAUCAGCGCUGGGACGCCGCCAACAACAACUGGACCCCCGUCAACCAGCACUCCGUCAACGAAUACGACUGGGGCUCGCACGCCGAUCAGCUCGUGGAAGACCCCCUCUCCGACGACUUCCUUGCGCUCUGGUACAAGACCGCCAAAGCCAACACCAAGAUUUUCCGCAAGGUGUUCCACGCCGUCCCCGACGACACGGUGCGCACAUGGGAUGACUAUGACAAGUUCUUUAGCGAGAAGUUCGUGCUUCCCGGAACGGAGGCUAAGCUGGCCGAGGAAGGGUACAAGAAUGGUAAGGUGGACUACGGACACGUGGUCAAGGACGAGUUCCCUGGAGGCGUGGAGGAGGUUAAGGAGUGGCUGGGUAGAGUCCGUGGAACGCUCGUGGAGAUGCCGUUGGACUUCUUGAUUGAUGUGGAUGAUCUGGCGAAGGAGGGGUUGUCGUUUAAUAACUUGACGAAUAAGCUUUAUACCUAA
Molecule: messenger RNA, 2994 nt
Organism: Sordaria macrospora k-hell
Lineage: Eukaryota; Fungi; Ascomycota; Sordariomycetes; Sordariales; Sordariaceae
Source: RefSeq, a predicted model, not a curated record